This is a messenger RNA of Rangifer tarandus platyrhynchus (Svalbard reindeer), 1548 nucleotides long. The record is from the annotation of a GenBank genome assembly. Lineage: Eukaryota; Metazoa; Chordata; Mammalia; Artiodactyla; Cervidae.
AUGAGAGGGUCUCUGGCUUUUGGCAGAGUUAUCCAUUCAUUGUCAGAAGUUAGUCUGUUAACAUUGAAACUGGGGCCCAGGUCCCCACCAUCAGAACAAAGCGAAGCCUUCUUGAUGGACACGAUGAGGCGAGUGGUACGACAGAGCAAGUUUCGGCAUGUAUUUGGGCAAGCAGUGAAAAAUGACCAGUGUUACGAUGACAUCCGGGUUUCUCGAGUGACCUGGGACAGUUCCUUUUGCGCUGUCAAUCCCAGAUUCGUUGCCAUAAUCAUAGAAGCGAGCGGGGGAGGAGCGUUCCUUGUACUCCCUUUGCACAAGACUGGUCGAAUUGACAAAUCCUACCCGACAGUAUGUGGCCACACAGGACCAGUGCUGGACAUAGACUGGUGCCCACACAACGACCAGGUCAUUGCCAGCGGCUCGGAGGACUGCACUGUUAUGGUAUGGCAGAUCCCAGAAAAUGGACUCACCCUUUCCCUGACCGAGCCCGUGGUCAUCUUAGAAGGCCACUCAAAGAGAGUUGGCAUCGUAGCCUGGCACCCGACGGCCCGCAACGUGCUUCUCAGUGCAGGCUGUGAUAAUGCCAUCAUCAUCUGGAACGUGGGGACCGGGGAAGCCCUGAUAAACUUGGAUGACAUGCAUUCAGACAUGAUUUACAAUGUCAGCUGGAACCGGAAUGGUAGUCUGAUCUGCACAGCCUCCAAAGACAAGAAAGUGAGAGUAAUCGAUCCGAGGAAACAGGAGAUUGUUGCUGAGAAGGAGAAAGCACAUGAAGGGGCCCGACCCAUGAGAGCCAUCUUCCUGGCCGACGGCAACGUCUUCACCACUGGCUUCAGUCGAAUGAGCGAGCGGCAGCUGGCUCUCUGGAACCCGAAAAAUAUGGAGGAACCAAUUGCUCUUCAUGAAAUGGACACUAGCAAUGGGGUUUUGCUGCCUUUCUACGACCCCGACACCAGUAUUAUUUACUUGUGUGGAAAGGGCGACAGCAGUAUCCGCUACUUCGAGAUCACAGACGAAUCCCCUUAUGUCCACUACCUCAACACCUUCAGCAGCAAGGAGCCUCAGAGGGGAAUGGGUUACAUGCCUAAGAGGGGACUCGAUGUCAACAAAUGUGAGAUUGCCAGAUUCUUCAAACUUCACGAGAGAAAGUGUGAACCUAUUAUCAUGACUGUCCCCAGGAAGUCUGACCUUUUCCAAGAUGACCUGUACCCCGACACGGCAGGGCCUGAGGCAGCCCUGGAGGCAGAAGAGUGGUUUGAGGGGAAGAAUGCCGAUCCACUCCUCAUCUCGCUGAAGCACGGAUACAUCCCUGGCAAAAACAGGGACCUCAAGGUGGUCAAGAAGAACAUUCUGGACAGCAAGCCCACGGCAAACAAGAAGUGCGACCUGAUCAGCAUCCCCAAGAAGACCGCAGAUGCUGCCAGCGGGCAAAAUGAAGCCAAGUUGGAUGAGAUUUUAAAAGAGAUCAAAUCUAUAAAAGACACAAUCUGCAAUCAAGAUGAGCGUAUUUCCAAGUUAGAACAGCAGAUGGCGAAGAUAGCGGCUUGA